Molecule: messenger RNA, 2714 nt
Organism: Oncorhynchus masou masou (cherry salmon)
Lineage: Eukaryota; Metazoa; Chordata; Actinopteri; Salmoniformes; Salmonidae
Gene: ntn5
Product: netrin 5
Exons: 6
Coding region: 1-2592 (863 amino acids)
Biological process (GO): motor neuron axon guidance; animal organ morphogenesis; dendrite development
Cellular component (GO): basement membrane
Molecular function (GO): protein binding
Source: RefSeq, a predicted model, not a curated record
AUGAUGUUCCUGCCCGUCUCCCCUCCCCCCUCCUUCUCCCUCUCUUUUCUCCUACUAGUCCUCCCUUUUCUCCCUCCUUCCCUCCUUUCCCGUUCACUCUCUCACUCCCCUCUGAGCUGGACUUCUCCCCAUGACCCCUGCUACCACCUGGAUGGGCGUCCGCGACACUGCCUGUCGGAAUUCAUCAAUGCCGCCUACGGUGUCCCAGUCAGUGCCUCCAACUCCCUCCGAGGAUCUCCUGACCAAAAUGCUGUUAACGUCAGCUCCGUCACGGACCUCCACAACCCCUACAACCUGACCUGCUGGACAGCCCAGGUGGGAGGCACCGACGGCGGGGACUGGGUUCUCACACUCCCCCUGGGCCGGCGCUUUGAGGUCACUUACAUCAGCCUGCAGUUCUGCCAGCAGGGGGAGCCGUCGGAUCCGGUCUCCGUCUCUUUGCUCAAGUCCAUGGAUCACGGGCGCACCUGGAGGCCCAUGCAGCAUUACUCCAGCGACUGCCCCGGGAGUUUUGGGCUCCAGGCCCAGACGGUGGCCAAGACCAGGCACCAGGAGACAGAGCCUCUGUGCUCGGAUCCCCGGCCCCUGCAGAGGCACCGGGGGGGCAUGGUUCUGGCCUUCUCCACCCUGGAUGGAAGGCCCUCCUCUCCAGACUUUGACUACAGCCCCACCCUGCAGGACUGGGUGACGGCCACGGACAUACGGGUGGUCUUCCACCAGGUGACCCAGCCCCAGCAGACUAAGUUGGGAAGUUCGGAGGAUAGGGGGGUGGGUGUGGGAUUGGGAGCAGAUGCUGGGGUUCUGAGGUGGAGGGUGGGGAAGAAUAAAGCUGUGGUUGGUCAGGUGAAUGGGGACAACAAUGCUUGGGGGUUUGUGGAGAAGGAGAUGAAAAAGACAGAAAAACGAGGGAGAAGCAGAGGAGAGAAAAUGAACAAAUCCUGGCGGAGGGGUCACAACAAAGGGUCGGGAGGUCAGGGAGAGGAUAGACACAAUGUGACCCGGAAGGAUUUAGAACGAGACACUCAGGCAAUGGACACCUCCAAGAGAGGGAACGGUAAAGGAAAAGGGCGUGGCCGCAAAAGGGAGGGGGGCCACCAUUGGAGUCUGUGCCAGGAAGGUGGCGUCUGUGAUUGGACAAUUGAGGGGCAGGGGAAGGACAACAAGGGGCGGGAAUUGAGGAGGAGGAGAAACAACAAUCGGAAUCUCCAGCUAGUUCCUCCCUCCCCAUUGAUCUCCGCCCCCCCUGUCCGGCCCCCCCUGGCCCUCUCGGACCUGCAGGUGGGGGGCAGGUGUAAGUGUAACGGGCAUGCCUCACGGUGUCGUCAUGACGACGUGGACCGGGUGGUGUGUGUGUGUGAGCACCACACAGCGGGGGCAGACUGCGACGUAUGUGAGGACUUCUACUACGACAGGCCCUGGCAACGAGCCACGCCCAGUCAGCCACACCCGUGCGUCUCGUGUGAGUGUAACGGCCACUCCUCUAAGUGUCGGUUCAGCAUGGAGGUGUUCCAGCAGUCGGGCCGGCGCAGCGGGGGGGUAUGUCUGAAGUGUCGGCAUCACACAGCGGGACGCCACUGCCAGUACUGCCAGAAUGGACACACCCGUGACCACGGCAAGCUACCCAACCACCACAAGGCUUGCCAAUCGUGUCAGUGUCAUCCUAUGGGUGCCGUGGGUCGCUGGUGUAACCAGACGUCAGGACAGUGCUUGUGUCGGGAUGGGGUAACGGGUUUGAAGUGCAACCGCUGCGCCCUUGGCUACAAACAGGGGCGCUCGCCCCUCCGGCCCUGCAUCCGAGUCCAGGAGGAAGCAAGCCCCACAACACCUGUGUACCAACCCCAGUACAGUGUAGAUGAGGAGUGUGUAUCGUAUUGCCAGCCAUCACUGGUUAAAUUGAGGAUGAACCUGGAGACGUACUGUCUAAAGGACUUUGUCCUGAAGCUACAGGUCAGAGGGAUGGAGCGUUCAGGCCCCUGGUGGCAGUUCUCGGUCUGGAUCCAGACCGUGUUCCGUACGGGUUCUUCCUCCCGUGUUCGCAGGGGCCCCCAGGCGCUGUGGGUUCCCGACCGCGACCUGGGCUGCGGCUGCCCCGCCCUCCAGGUGGGCCGCACCUUCCUGCUGAUUGGGGCCGAAGGGGGGAGGCGGAACUGGGGCCCCGAGGAGCGACGGCUGGUCGCCGAUAGAUCCACACUGGCUCUCCAGUGGAGGGAGCACUGGAAUCCCAAACUGAGAGGGUUCAGGGGGCAGGACAAGAGGGGCCGCUGCCCCCCAAAAUUGCCCGGGGGUGGCGACCCCCAUGGGGGCCACUCGAGGCACCAACACUCAGAGUACACCCCACCUCACCUUGUGACAGAGAAAGAGACAGAGGUCAAGGUGCACCCACACAAACAUUCACAUUCACACACACCCUCAGACUCUGUGAAAGACAUGGAAGAGGAGGCAGAGAACUCUGUGGCGUUGGACACAAACACUCAUACACAGUCCUCAUCACACCACAGACCUGGACCUUCACAAUCCCAGGAAGAGCAACAGGAACAGACUCCAUCCACCUCCACACCCAGUCUCAUAUGUUCAACCCAGACCCCUGUCUGAAAUGUAGGAGGAAGAAUAGAGAGAAAGAAGAAGGGAUGAAGAAAUGAAGUAAUAUUGUCAAAUAGAUGGGCUAUAUCCCUUUGCAGUUCUUCUCAUAAGGAGAGGGGGUGAGUGAUGAAUGG